Messenger RNA from Marchantia polymorpha subsp. ruderalis, 3479 nucleotides. Lineage: Eukaryota; Viridiplantae; Streptophyta; Marchantiopsida; Marchantiales; Marchantiaceae. The record is from the annotation of a GenBank genome assembly.
GUGGUGGCGCGGUGGGUUGGGGAGGCAGGGUGACAAUCUGAGCAGAGCUUCCAAUUAUCGUCGGCCUUUGCGGACGGACGCAGGAGGGAGGGAGGGAGGGAGGGACGCAGGGAGGGGAGACGUCAUGAAUGAGGUGGACGAGGGGAGGUGAAUUUAAAAAUACCAAAAAGCUGCUGCCGCUGCUGCUGCUGCAGAGGUCUGCCGGGGUUGAGGAGAGGAAGGAGGAGGUGGUCGGAGGGUGGUGGUGGUGGGCGGGGAGGGACUAAUCAAUCAAUCAAUCAAUUAUUCAAUCAGAGAUGAGAAAGUGAGGGAGAAGGAGAGGGAGGAAAAGGAGAUUAAGGAGGGGGGCAUUCUUUCGCCCCGCUGGUUGUUCUUCUACUUCUGCGGAGGGCAUUGGUAGCGGCUGAUUCUGUCUGCUUGCGCCUGCCUCUUCUUUCUCUCCGUCCGGCCUGUUUUGCCUUUCUGGGAUUGCUUUUUCUCACGUUGCCACUACCUGUCCGCUCGACAUUUGUGGCAUAGCUUGUCGGUAGCGUGUAGCUGUAAUUCGGUUUUGCCCUCUGCUGUGCUCUGAUCUGCCUGCUGGUUCCGAUUCUCUCGCUGCUACUUUUCUGUCUCUGCCGUGUUCUGCACCCGCUUCUUUUCUCCUCCUCCUCCUCCACUUCCUCCUCCUGUGCACCUCCUCUGCCCCCAUCCCGGGGAGUCUUUCCCACGGAAGUCGGCAUUGUACCCGCAGCCUGCUUGUCAACUCUGUCGUGUUCCCUCCGCGCACUUCAUAUCAUUCAUAACAUAAAUUCCAUCGUUUUUGGAUCGGAGGGAUUGAAGUUGGCAGUCCUUCCCGAGCUCGAACUCCCUUCCUUCAUUCCAUCCUUCCUCCCUUCCUCCCUCCCUCUCUCCUCCUCCUCCCCCGUUUUCUACCCCUCUGUCUUCCCUGCGCUUUGCCUCUAGUCCCUCCGCCUCGUUCCUCCGCUCCCGUUUCUCUUCUGCGUUUCUUUGUGUGGAGUGCGUGUUCUGUUUGUUGGUCGAGUGCUUUCUUGGCGAGGCCGGUCCGCGAGGGGAUCGAAUUCUGACCGUGGAUCAAGGAAGUUUGGUUGGACAUUUUUCGUCUUCCGAGGAUGCAGACCGUAGCGCUUACAGGCAGUGGCUGCGGCACCAGACUGAGGCUGUCUGGACUGCGACCCUGUCUUCCCUCGACCGCCCGUCGAACCGUUCGAGCAGCGGCGCAAGUCGGGCCACUCUCCAGGCGGUUGACAUGCAGCGCUUCUGUAGAUUUUAGGGCCGGACAUUUGGGGCAGGCAUUCGCUCCCAUGGAUUCCAUGAGCCUCCAGCAAGCACCCAAGAAGCGCGUGUCUCGACCUCACGCUCAGGCCGCAGAAGGAGAUGUGGAGGGAGUGGUGGCGGCAAAGGAAGCUUCCGCAGGUUAUGGAGGUUCUCUGUUCCUCUCUGUGGGCAUUGCAUGCCUUGGUGCCAUCCUUUUUGGCUACCAUCUCGGAGUUGUAAACGGUGCAUUGGAGUACAUCGCGAAGGACUUGGGGAUUGUGGGAAACGCUGCACUGCAAGGAUGGGUAGUAAGCAUCACACUGGCUGGGGCAACCGUAGGCUCGUUCACAGGAGGAACUUUGGCCGACAAGUUCGGCCGAACACGAACUUUUCAGUUGGAUUCAGUACCUCUUAUCGUGGGAGCUCUUUUAAGCGCAACCGCCACAGGAAUUCAAGCGAUGCUUGCGGGCAGAUUUCUGGUCGGUCUCGGUAUUGGAAUAUCUUCAGCUGUCGUACCGUUGUACAUCGCCGAGAUUGCGCCCACCAACAUCCGCGGUUCCCUGGGAUCCGUGAACCAACUUUCUAUUUGCAUCGGUAUUCUUCUGGCACUCAUCGCCGGCCUUCCGUUGGCGGGUAACCCUAUCUGGUGGCGCAAGAUGUUCACUAUUGCUGUGGCCCCAGCUGCUCUUCUUCUUUUGGGCAUGGGAUUCUCGCCAGAAAGUCCCCGAUGGCUCCAUCAGCAAGGACGCAAAGCUGAAGCCGAAGUCGCUAUCAGAAAGCUAUGGGGUAAAGGCAAGGUAGAGCAGGCGAUGGCAGAACUCAACGACAACAGCAGCAGUUCCUCGGAGGAGAAUGCUGGGUGGGGAGAGCUCUUUAGCAAACGAUACAGAAAAAUUGUUGCGGUUGGAGCUGCCCUGUUUCUCUUCCAGCAGUUCGCUGGUAUCAACGCCGUCGUCUACUACUCAACUGCCGUAUUUCGCAGCGCGGGCAUCAAGUCAGAUGUUGCAGCCAGUGCCCUUGUAGGAGCUGCUAAUGUUCUAGGUACUACCGUUGCAUCUUCUCUCAUGGACAAGCAAGGCAGAAAGAAAUUGCUCUCUUUGAGUUUCUUGGGAAUGGCCGCUUCUAUGAUUGUUCUAUCCCUGUCCCUCUCGUGGCCUGCUCUCGCGGCUUAUUCCGGUACUCUUGCGGUGGCGGGAACUGUUUCAUAUGUGCUGGCCUUCUCCCUAGGAGCUGGGCCUGUUCCUGGACUCGUCUUGCCUGAGAUAUUCUCCUCGCGUAUUCGAGCCAAGGCAGUGGCUUUAUCGAUGGGAGUCCACUGGAUCACCAACUUUGCGAUCGGGCUGUACUUCUUGACAUUCGUCAACAAAUUCGGAAUCAGCUCAGUGUACUUGGGAUUCUCUGCGGUGUGUCUAUUGGCAGUUUUGUAUGUCUCCAACAAUCUAGUUGAAACCAAAGGUCGCUCAUUGGAGGAGAUUGAACGAGAGUUGAGCGCAAGUGCUUAAAAGCACAGUUCAGUGUUUUUCGGAUAAAACAACAACUGCGUUGGAUCACGCAAAUGGGAAUGCUUCGGCGCUCCCAAUCCAAGAAGAACAAAGGUGGGUGUUUCGGCUGGCUAGCCAAUGAUUCGAUGUGAUAGUCAUCACACGAUAUUGUUCCACAAGGUCCUAAAGGUCGAUGAGGCAGAUAGCGAAGACUCUGGGAUGAGGUUUUAGAUCAGUUAUCAUUCUCUGCCUCUUUUACAGGCAAAGUUGACUGUAGAAGUAUAUCCAUACCGCUGUUUAUUGUCUUCAUGUUUACCACGUUAGGGCUGUAGGUUGCAUUUUAACUUCUUUGUUGUCAUGUCACUCUCCUGGAGACAAAUAUAGGAGAGAAAAGGGUGCGCUAGCUACUUUGUAAUUAAAAAAAAAAAACAAAAAUCUUGUGCAGAUAGUUAUAUAGGUUAGUUCUCUUGCCUUGAGUACCCUUAAAAGCCUCCCGAUCCCAAUCCCAGUCUUCUUGAAUCGGCUUACGUAGUUAGAGAAAAGACUCGACGACUUCGCGGAGGAAAUUUUGUCUUUGGUUUGAAGCUGCGCACUUAGCAUCGGACCUAUCGCAGCAACAUCCAGUGACUUAAAGUUCCUACUUGUAUAUUUCGGUACGGAUUAUGUAUGUAAGCUGUGGCCGUGCAUGACGACCCCACCUUUGUUAAUGUAUAACCCUUUUUAACCAUUUUCAUGUUUUUC